UCAUUCACCUGCCACGCGGAUGGGGCGGCAUUUUGGAAUCUUAACUCAAUUACAAAGAUUUAAGUCUGCAUAUUCAAUUUAACUCGCUUUAUUGUGUAACGUCGAUCGAUACGAAACCUCAGGAUUUUGAACUAAGGCCUUUAAAAUAAAUCUUCGUUACAUUUAAAUUGAGAGCCGAUGCUAAACAGCCAGCCUCAUGUCGUAUGCUAUCUUUAAAUUUAGAGGUUACGUUGGAUAUUAAGGAGGAGAACAUGCGAUGGAUUUAAACGGAUUUCGUGUAGGACUAGCGAUCAUAUUCACAUGUCUCUGUGCUCGCGUGUCCGCCGUGCACUGCUGCGCAGGUAACAACGGGACAACCAGUCUGCUGGGAGUUCAGAUACAUGAGUGCACACGCCAAGAGGCGGACUCUGGAAUACACGUAAAUAUCUCAUGCCCUCACAGGCACGUUUUGGUCGACAUCGUUAUCAGCGUGGGUAUCUCGGAACGAAAGUGUGUCGGCACGUCUUUGGAACUCAUUGCGUUGGUCAACAACGAGUGCUACUGGCAACAAAGCUGCAAAGUGACGCUUCCAAGGAAACCGAUAGUUUGCAAUAAGCAGAACACCAUUUACAAUUGCCCUUGCUUACAAUUGCCCUUGCUUGCACCAGAUAUGAUUAGAGUUGACCGCGCUAAAUGUGCACCAAGUAAAUACGUUAAAGACUUAGCGUGCGAACAGAGAGGCCGCCAUCGCAACAAGAAACGCAAAGCAAAAAAGGCGGCAAGACGAAAACAAUACGACAAAAGUACAAAUGCCGGCAUCAUUCGAAGCCACCAGGAGUACCCGUGGGAUUAUAAGAGGGUAAAAAAAGGCACAGUUUGCAGUUUUAACAUUGAGCACAAGAAACAGGCAGUUGUUAUGGAAACGGUAGUGCAAAGUAUUUGUGAGUUUGACAAACUCAGUGUCAUCCGUCAUUCAGACAGUGGCAAGAAUAUUAAUCAAGAGGUUAUCGACAACAUCAAAAUCAUGAUAAACGAGACGGACAGCGGUAAAGUGAAGUUUUCAUUCAAGAGAAGGAGCGCCGAAGGGUGCGGAGGAUUUAUCAUUUGUUACAAAGUAACCGACUCUAUUCGGCGACAAGACGUGUGUGAAGAACUAAUGGUGAUGGACGCAACACUGAAUAUAACUUCUAGUAUUUCUGAAUACAUCGAAUAUUGCACGGAUAACGUGACAGACGCGUGCUGUGGUGAGACUUCAUGUGGUGGCUUCUCCAAAUGCGACUUUAAAUAAAAAUGAGCCGUGCUCUGGGAAACCGGGGCUUAAUGCUUGUGCGCAAAGCGUCCUCUCAGAUUAGUCCGUGCAGUCCGCACAGGCUCAUCAGGGACUACACUGUCAGCUUUUUAGGUAUUUUUGGUUUCAGGAAAACUCUUCAAACGAAAAUCUAGUCUACGCGGAAAGCGUCGUCCCUGAUCAGCCUGUGGUGACUGCACAGGCUAAUCUGGAAGGUCUAGUAAGUGUCUAGUAACACUUUUCGCAUAUGCAUAGAACCCCGUUUUCUCAGAGCGAGGUUCAAAUGGACCCUCAGUUUAAAGUACAAUCGUGGUCAGACAUUAUCAGUGUGAUUUGUGAAUUUGAAGCCUCAUGAACCUUAAUUACCUUUUUAAGUUUAAGUCACAAUUAAUUCAAUAUCGCUGUAUUGUUUGCUCAUACAUCAUUAGCCAUACUAGUAGUCCAGUGCCCGUUAAUGCAAAUAUCAACAGUUCAUCAAGUUUAUGUUGAUGGCAUAUCAUUUGAUUAAUUUCAAUUAGUCAUUUUAAUUAUUGAAACUUUAAGUUCCCCAAAAGUUUUUCCGCAUGUGAUUACAGCUUUCCAUACUGUCCGUCCAACAGUCCGUCCAAAUCUGGAUCCUUCGAGAACUAAACAAUAUCCCUCAGCUAGGUUGAUGAAGCUCGGUUUAUGAACAGAGGGCCAUGAGGGAAAUAUGCAUGUAAUUUCAGUUUGUUUAUCGGACGAUUGAGAUCGCUAUGGUGUCAGAAAUAUUCAUAUUUAUGACAGUGCAAACAUACUUAUGUUAUAGAUUUCAUUACUACAAAUUUUCAACAUUAGAUGUAUUGUUUGUA
Molecule: messenger RNA, 2097 nt
Organism: Dreissena polymorpha
Lineage: Eukaryota; Metazoa; Mollusca; Bivalvia; Myida; Dreissenidae
Exons: 5
Coding region: 257-1267 (336 amino acids)
Source: RefSeq, a predicted model, not a curated record